GCAAACAGGGACCCCUGUUAUUUGGGGCUUAAGGAUUUUCAAGUCCCAACAUAUGCAGUUUUCUUGCUAAUUUGGGUUCUACUGAAUUGGCUGUGUGUUCUUUGGUUGCCCUUUGACUUCUCUGGAUUUGAGUGCCUUAUUGUAAUGUAUUAAUAUUAAUGACGGGAGGAAGAAAGGCACAAGCUCUGAGAAACUGCAAAGGUGUGGGAUUGGGGUUACCAGAGGGUGCAGUGACAAUGGGGUAGGAGUGGGGUGCUAGUCACAAAGUUCAGAGUGGGGUGGUUGGAGGCAGCGUUGGAAAGGAGCAAGAAGGGUCAGGGUGGUGAUGGCGUCUUAGAGGAUCCCCAGGUUUUGGGAAAAGAUGGAUGUAUAGGUUACCACAACAGGACUAGACUAAUACAAGGGUUCAGUCUAUUGUGCCACGUUCUUCUAGGAGGAUAAACUCCGGAGCCAAUGAACUGGAGCCAAGUGGGAGAGUCCGCCUCUAAGGGAUUAAAGGGUCUCCUUUUACAAGUCGAUCUCGCCCUAUUCCUUUCGUUGAUUGGCUGAGAAUUCCAAUCCGUCGAGGAAGCGUAGCGUUGCGGCCAAUUGACGUGGCGUUACUAGGCGUGUCGCAUCACUGAGGCGGGAGCCAGGCCGCAAGCGAAUUUCCUGAUUGGUUGCGGUCUGCGGGUUGCUGGGGAGAGGCACGGAGAGGCGGGCGAGAGUCCUCAGGGCAGACGCUGAUUGGCUGAGGUGGGAGCAGCUUCCCUUCCGAUGAUUCGGCUCUUCUGGGCUCAGUCUCAGCGAAGCGUCUGCGGCCGUCGUUUGAGUCGUCGCUGCCGGUGCCACUGCCACCUCGCGGAUCAGGAGCCAGCGUUGUUCGCCCGACGCCUCGCUGCCGGUGGGAGGAAGCGAGAGGGAAGCCGCUUGCGGGUUUGUCGCCGCUGCUCGCCCACCGCCUGGGAGAGCCGAGCCCCGGCCCAGUCGGUCGCUUGCCACCGCUCGUAGCCGUUACCCGCGGGCCGCCACAGCCGCCGGCCGGGAGAGGCGCGCGCCAUGGCUUCUGGAGCCGAUUCAAAAGGUGAUGACCUAUCAACAGCCAUUCUCAAACAGAAGAACCGUCCCAAUCGGUUAAUUGUUGAUGAAGCCAUCAAUGAGGACAACAGUGUGGUGUCCUUGUCCCAGCCCAAGAUGGAUGAAUUGCAGUUGUUCCGAGGUGACACAGUGUUGCUGAAGGGAAAGAAGAGACGAGAAGCUGUUUGCAUCGUCCUUUCUGAUGACACUUGUUCUGAUGAGAAGAUUCGGAUGAAUAGAGUUGUUCGGAAUAACCUUCGUGUACGCCUAGGGGAUGUCAUCAGGCAGGACCAAGUUCUUGGAACCUGUCGAUGCAGGAAGCCUCCUGGUCUUCUCGGUGCAGAAAGCCUCCUGGUCAUGGGAAGACAUGCUUCAGGAUUGUCUUUAGGUUUUGGUUCUGCCUUCCUGGGACUUCAAAAUCCAUUUCUGCAGCUAUCUGUGCCAGGCCCUUUUGGACACCCAGUGCUUGGGCCCGAAGUGUGGUUGGUAAUAUGGAGUCUGCUUGUCAUCCUCAGCAUCCAGCCAUGCCCUGAUGUGAAGUACGGCAAACGUAUCCACGUGCUGCCCAUUGAUGACACGGUGGAAGGCAUUACUGGUAAUCUCUUUGAGGUAUACCUUAAGCCGUACUUCCUGGAAGCUUAUCGACCCAUUCGGAAAGGAGACAUUUUUCUUGUCCGUGGUGGGAUGCGUGCUGUGGAGUUCAAAGUGGUGGAAACAGAUCCUAGCCCUUAUUGCAUUGUUGCUCCAGACACAGUGAUCCACUGCGAAGGAGAGCCUAUCAAACGAGAGGAUGAGGAAGAGUCCUUGAAUGAAGUAGGGUAUGAUGACAUUGGUGGCUGCAGGAAGCAGCUAGCUCAGAUAAAGGAGAUGGUGGAACUGCCCCUGAGACAUCCUGCCCUCUUUAAGGCAAUUGGUGUGAAGCCUCCUAGAGGAAUCCUGCUUUACGGACCUCCUGGAACAGGAAAGACUCUGAUUGCUCGAGCUGUAGCAAAUGAGACUGGAGCCUUUUUCUUCUUGAUCAAUGGUCCUGAGAUCAUGAGCAAAUUGGCUGGUGAGUCUGAGAGCAACCUUCGUAAAGCCUUUGAGGAGGCUGAGAAGAAUGCUCCUGCCAUCAUCUUCAUUGAUGAGCUGGAUGCCAUCGCUCCCAAAAGAGAGAAAACUCAUGGUGAGGUGGAGCGGCGCAUCGUAUCACAGUUGUUGACCCUCAUGGAUGGCCUAAAGCAGAGAGCACAUGUGAUUGUCAUGGCAGCAACCAACAGACCCAACAGCAUUGACCCAGCUCUACGGCGAUUUGGUCGCUUUGACAGGGAGGUAGAUAUUGGAAUUCCUGAUGCUACGGGACGCUUAGAGAUUCUUCAGAUCCAUACCAAGAACAUGAAGCUGGCAGAUGAUGUGGACUUGGAACAGGUAGCCAAUGAGACUCACGGGCAUGUGGGUGCUGACUUAGCAGCCCUGUGCUCAGAGGCUGCUCUGCAAGCCAUCCGCAAGAAGAUGGAUCUCAUUGACCUAGAGGAUGAGACCAUUGAUGCCGAGGUCAUGAACUCUCUAGCAGUUACUAUGGAUGACUUCCGGUGGGCCUUGAGCCAGAGUAACCCAUCAGCACUGCGGGAAACCGUGGUAGAGGUGCCACAGGUAACCUGGGAAGACAUCGGGGGCCUAGAGGAUGUCAAACGUGAGCUUCAGGAGCUGGUCCAGUAUCCUGUGGAGCACCCAGACAAAUUCCUGAAGUUUGGCAUGACACCCUCCAAGGGAGUUCUGUUCUAUGGACCUCCUGGCUGUGGGAAAACUUUGUUGGCCAAAGCUAUUGCUAAUGAAUGCCAGGCCAACUUCAUCUCCAUCAAAGGUCCUGAGCUUCUCACCAUGUGGUUUGGGGAGUCUGAGGCCAAUGUCAGAGAAAUCUUUGACAAGGCCCGCCAAGCUGCCCCCUGUGUGCUAUUCUUUGAUGAGCUGGAUUCGAUUGCCAAGGCUCGUGGAGGUAACAUUGGAGAUGGUGGUGGGGCUGCUGACCGAGUCAUCAACCAGAUCCUGACAGAAAUGGAUGGCAUGUCCACAAAAAAAAAUGUGUUCAUCAUUGGCGCUACCAACCGGCCUGACAUCAUUGAUCCUGCCAUCCUCAGACCUGGCCGUCUUGAUCAGCUCAUCUACAUCCCACUUCCUGAUGAGAAGUCACGUGUUGCCAUCCUCAAGGCUAACCUGCGCAAGUCACCAGUUGCCAAGGAUGUGGACUUGGAGUUCCUGGCUAAAAUGACUAAUGGCUUCUCUGGAGCUGACCUUACAGAGAUUUGCCAGCGUGCUUGCAAGCUGGCCAUCCGUGAAUCCAUCGAAAGUGAGAUUAGGCGAGAACGAGAGAGGCAGACAAACCCAUCAGCAAUGGAGGUAGAAGAGGAUGAUCCAGUGCCUGAGAUCCGUCGAGAUCACUUUGAAGAAGCCAUGCGCUUUGCGCGCCGUUCUGUCAGUGACAAUGACAUUCGGAAGUAUGAGAUGUUCGCCCAAACCCUUCAGCAGAGUCGGGGCUUUGGCAGCUUCAGAUUCCCUUCAGGGAACCAGGGUGGAGCUGGCCCCAGUCAGGGCAGUGGAGGCGGCACAGGUGGCAGUGUAUACACAGAAGACAAUGACGAUGACCUGUAUGGCUAAGUGGUGGUGGCCAGCAUGCAAUGAGCUGGCCUGCCCGGACCUUGUUCCCUGGGGGUGGGGGCGCUUGCCCAGGAGAGGGACCAGGGGUGCGCCCACAGCCUGCUCCAUUCUUCAGUCUGAACAGUUCAGCUACAGUCUGACUCUGGACAGGGGGUUUCUGUUGCAAAAAUACAAAACAAAAGCGAAAAAAUAAAAGCGAUUUUCAUUUGGUAGGUGGAGAGUGAAUUACCAACAGGGAAUUGGGCCUUGGGCCUGUGCCAUUUCUGUUGUAGUUUGGGGCAGUGCAGGGGACCUGUGUGGGGUGUAAACCAAGGCGCUACCGCCACCUGCCACAGUAAAGCAUCUGCACUUGACUCAAUGCUGCCCGAGCCCUCCCUUCCCCCUAUCCAACCUGGGUAGACGGGUAGGGACCACAGUUACUGGGUAAACGUUUAUAUAGAGAGUAGGUUGAUUUAUUUUACAUGCUUUUGAGUUAAUGUUGGAAAACUAAUCACAAGCAGUUUCUAAACCAAAAAAUGACAUGUUGUAAAAGGACAAUAAACGUUGGGUCAAAAUGGAGCCUGA
Molecule: messenger RNA, 4254 nt
Organism: Piliocolobus tephrosceles (Ugandan red Colobus)
Lineage: Eukaryota; Metazoa; Chordata; Mammalia; Primates; Cercopithecidae
Gene: VCP
Product: valosin containing protein
Exons: 18
Coding region: 1039-3690 (883 amino acids)
Biological process (GO): mitotic spindle disassembly; retrograde protein transport, ER to cytosol; autophagosome maturation
Cellular component (GO): VCP-NPL4-UFD1 AAA ATPase complex; nucleus; cytosol
Molecular function (GO): ATP hydrolysis activity; ATP binding; polyubiquitin modification-dependent protein binding
Source: RefSeq, a predicted model, not a curated record